Messenger RNA from Mesocestoides corti, 213 nucleotides. The record is from the annotation of a GenBank genome assembly. Lineage: Eukaryota; Metazoa; Platyhelminthes; Cestoda; Cyclophyllidea; Mesocestoididae.
AUGGGGUCGGCUUCAAUUGACGACAAUGAAGCAGGUCUAGCCCAAGUCGACGUCGGUCCAGAACCUGCGGAAACGAUCAUUUCUCCGGAACAAGUAGAUCCAGUUGAGGCCCAAGGCUUCGAAUCACAAAUGCCCGUCUCCGAAUCAGGUCCAAAUGCUGCAAUUUCAUUGGUGACGUUUUCUGCCGGAGCAGCCAUUCUUGCGGGUCUGUAA